AUGGAGGGAGGAAGAGGAGGCGGCGAGACCGGUGCCGUGGAGACGGAAGAGGUCAUGAAACGAAUGUCAGUAGAGGCGUUGGCGCUGAGACAGCACGAGGCCGACGAGCGCACGUCUGGCGCUGGUUCCUGCGUACCGAUUUUGCCCACUGCUGAAGCCGACGCGAAGGCGUCAUGCUUGAAACGCGAAGUGCAACGAAAACACCUCCAGCAGCAGCCGCAGCAGCAGCAGCAACAGCAGCCGCGAUUACCCAAUUCUGGAGAGCCAGUUGUUUCAGAAGCUAAGGUUACUCUCGUAACUCUUUCUCCAGGCGAGAAAAGGGAAGGCGGAAAAGGGCCUAUCCGUAACGGCGUAUCAUCUAUUGCUGACAACGCAGCUGCUGUUACGGCGCCCUCUGUUCUUCCUCACAGGCUCGUACGGGCAGCGGUCGUCGUCAGUCUAAGCAGCUCCGCUUGUAGUGGCGACAGUGGCGGCGAGGCAAGCAGUGGAGAGAUUGAGUCCGUUGCCAUGGGCGACAAGGGUGGCGCAGCAGCGUGCGAGGGUGUGCCUCCUGUAGCAGUAGCCCAAGACGAGGCUUCUCAACAGGCGACUGCUGCUCACUCGAGUUCUAGGGCUGCUGCCGUGCCUGCUGCUGCUGCUGCUGCUGCUGCUGCUGACACAGUUUCGAAGGCUGCUGCUGAUGUGGCUGCUGCUGACAUCGGAGCGAUGGUAAUCGACAGCAUGGGUUCUGGUUCGGUGAGUGCAAGGCGCCUUCACGAGCAGAAUGAUGCAGGGGUUGAAGGACAAGCGGUUCUUCCUGCAGCACAACGCAAGGAGCCGAGGGAAAAAGCCCAAGCGAGUGCAGUGCGAUGUGAGAGCGCCCAGCAAGCAAGUGAAGCCGUGGCAGAAGGUGCUGGAGAGCAGCAGCGCAAACCUCGAAUUCUCUCAACCGGUGACCUCCCUGCAGCGGUAGAAGCUGCAGCAGUGGCAGAAUUGGGGGCAGCGCGUGCGUCGUUCGCCUGUCCUCCUGCCGCUAUUAAUCCCACACCAACGAGUCCCACUGCUGCGAUGCCUGCCGGCACCAACCCUGCCACCAUCCCUUCCACCAAGCCUGCUGCAAGUGCCGCCAACAGUGCCAAUGACCUCAACACCACCAGUGUCGCCACCAACAUUGCGGGUCCUGCCAACACCAGUGGUACCGCCGCCAACACCACUAGCAGUCCCACAGCAGGCUCCCAACUGCUGCCAUUUAACACGGAGCGAGUGGAGAGCGUGUACGCACUAGCCAGCGAGGAGCUCGGCCGGGGCGAGUUCGGCGUGGUGCGCACCUGCAUGCACCGCACCACGGGGCAGCUCUUCGCGUGCAAGUCCCUGGACAAAGCCCGGCUGAGGGAGAGCGCACGCGUAGAGGACCUAGAGAUGGAGCUGUACUGCAUGGGCAUCAUGCCGCGCCAUGGGAAUGUCGUGCAGCUGGCGAGCGUGCAUGAGGACGAGCGCGCCGUGCAUCUUGUCAUGGAGCUGUGUGAUGGGGGGGAUUUGUUUGAGCUGAUUGCCAAGGCGGGGCGGCUGCCGGAGGUGUUUGCGGCGUGGAUGUUCCGCCAGGCUGUCGAGGCUGUGGCGUUUUGCCAUGAGUAUAACAUCGCGCACCUGGAUAUCAAGCCGGAGAAUCUGCUGAUUCGGACCAAGAGGAACCUGCCUGGGGGGGCGUCGGCGGCGGCGUCGGUGGCUCUUGCGGCUAUAGGCCUGCAAGCCUCAUCUGGUCCCGUGCAUGCUGCUGCUGCUGCUGCUGCUGCUGCUGCUGCUGCUGCUGCUGCUCCUCCUCCUCCUCCUCCUCCUCCUCCUCCUGCUGCGGCUGCUGCUAAUGGUGGCGCGGCCGCCACUGAGUCUGCAACGCAUGCCGCUGCCAACAACAGCAAAAGCAAGCACGUGCCACCGCUCCUCACCCCGGCUUCCACUACUGCGCUUCAACGCAUGGGUGCUGCAGGCACAGACGCUGCUGCAGCCGCACGCACCUCCUCUGCUGCUGGCACCACGUCUGGCAUGGAGGGCAUUCGUGUGAGCAGCACUGCCACCAUUGGCUCUGGCUUCGGAAUAGAGGUGAAGCUGGCGGAUUUCGGGCAGGCGGUGGUGCUCUCUCCUGGGAGCACGGCGCGUGGGCUGGCAGGGUCGUCGUUCUACAUGGCGCCAGAGGUCGUCAAGGGCCGCCAGUACGGGCUCUCUGCUGACGUGUGGAGCCUUGGCGUGCUGCUCUAUGUCAUGCUUGCAGGCUACCUGCCAUUCUACGGGGAAUCCCUCCGCCACAUCUUCCUUACCAUCUGCUCAUCAGACCCCGACUUCUCCUCGCCGCCCUGGCCCUCGCUCUCCCUCGCCUGCAAGCACCUGCUGCGCUCCAUGCUCCACCGCGACCCCCUGCGCCGCCCCUCUGCCCGCCAGCUCCUCUCCCACCCCUGGUUCUCCUGCGCCCUCCUUCCCCUCUCGCCCCCCUCCCUGCCUCGCUGCCUCUCCCCGUUCUCCUCGCCGUCUUCCUAUUCCCGCCUCCCCCCUCACUCCUCUCGUUCCUCUCGGCCCUCGCUUGCCCCGCUCUCGUCCCUCUCGCCGCUCUCGCACUAUCCACUGUCCACUAGUCUGCUGCCUACCAAUCCACUCACCAGCAAGCACUUGAAUGGACAGCCGUCCUCGUCACCGCUGCUCAUGUCCCUUUUUUCGGGGGUGGAUGUUGCUGGUAAGACGGAUCAGAUAGGCCCCUCUUCUUCUCCUCCUCCUCCUCCUCCUCCUCCUCCUCCUCCUCCUCCUCCUCCUGCUGCUGCUGCUGCUGCUGCUGCUGCUGCUGCUGCUGCUGCUGCUGCUGCUUCUGCGCCAGCUCCCAGUGACCCUGAGGCACGCCUUUUCUCCUCAGUGCUCCUUGAAACUGCGCAGCAGCUUCCUGCGCUGGUGAACAGGGAGGAUGGGACGUGGCAGGGGGAGUUGAAGGAGGGGAAGGAGGCGAAUGAGGGGAAGUGGGACGACGCAUACGGUCUGCUCAAUGCUGCUGGCAUGGCUGAUGCAGAGGCUUUCGUGGAUGGGUGUGGGAUGAAGUAUAGCAUGAGUGGGUAUCUGGAUGCGGUUCUUGAUGCAGCUGGUGAUGGAACCACUGGGGAGGGAGAGUCAAAUGGAGGGGGGAGUGCUGGAGGGAAAGAUGGUGGGGUGGCUUGCGUGGGUGCAGCAGGCGGGGGAGGUUGCGUUGGUGGUGCUACUGCUGGGAUUGAUGGUGCUAGUGGCCCACCGUGUGCCGCUUCAGAGUGGACUGGCAUGGGAGGAUUGGAUGUGCUGGAUGGGCAUCACCAGCAGGAAGAGAGGCAGAAGCAUCAGUAUUACCAGCAGCAGGGGCAGCAGCAGCAGCAGCAACAGAUGCAGAAGCAGAGGGAGAGUGGUGACGGUGGUGAUGAGCUGUUGACUGGCCAUGCCAUGAGUGCACACAUUCAUGACCCCACAUGUCAAGCCAUUCGAGGUACUGCCAUGGCAUAUUCCAGCAACGCUCCUACCGCUGCUGGCAGCCACGGGGCGGGUCUCGCCAGUGGGUCCGGUGCUGCUUCCCCUCCUGUCGAUCCCCCCAGUGCACCUGGCGUGUGCGUCGCAGAUCAUACUCCUGCUGCUACUCGUGCCGCUGCACUUGAGGCGACGACUGGCUGUGUUGGAGCUCCUGCUGCUGCAGGUUGCGCUGCCAUGGAUGUAUGUGUGGCGGGAGCUGGGGCUGGCUUGGUGAGCCCGAAGAGAAAGGCGGAGGCGGAGGCAGAGGGGGAGGGAGAUGAUGACGAGGGAGAGGAGUCACAGGAGGAACAGGAGGAUGGGAGGGAGGCAGCAGCAGGAGCUGGAGAGUGGGCUGGUUUGGGCAUGUUCUCUGCUCCAGCUGAAGGUACAGCGCGGCCUGCUUGGAUUGACAGCAGGCAGUGUAGCGUCAGUGUGGGAACGACUAGUGUUGCACCUGCCCGUGCCGGCAAUAGUGGUGGCGGCAGUGGCAGCGCUGGCAGCGAUGCCGCUGCUGCUGGUUACAGUGUUGCCGCUCCCUCAUACGGUACUGCCAGUGGGAGCACUGCAACAGCAGCAGAAACUGUAGCAGCAGCCGCAGCAGGAGCAGCAGCAGCAGCAGAGGAGGACCUGGAGAUUUCUCUUGAGAUGGCACAAGCACUCGGCCAUGCAUUGGAUGAAGAAGCAGAGCAGCAGCACAGCCCUGACCUGGAAUGCACUCUCUCGCAAGACCUCUCACACGCGCUGGAGCAGGACGAGCUCACACACGCACUCACACAGGAGCUAGCCCAUGCGCUCGAGCAGGGGGCUGAUGAUGAUGCAUGGGUGGAGGGUCAAGGGUGGGAGGGUGCACAGGCGGAGGGUAAUGUGGAUGGGUCAAUUGGGGACUUGGCUGAUUUUGGAGAAGGGAUGGAGCUGGAAGAUGUGGAUACUGCUGAAGCUGUUGGUGCGGUUGCUGCUGCUGAAGGUGAAGCUGCGGAAGUUGGCACCUCCGCACUGGGCCGCAGGGGUGGGAAACGGCUGGGGACUGGCAGGGCAGCAGGGGGCAGGGUGGGAGGAGAGAAGUGUGGGCCAGCAGCAGAAGCAGUUGGAGCAGCGGCUGCAAAUCAAGCAGUUGGAGGAAUUGCUGGGAUUCAAAGGCAGGUGGGGCGGAGGGGGGAGUCAGGAGGAGCCACAGGAGGAGCGUGUGAGGUGGCGGUGGUGUCUCAGCCUCUGCUGCCCCACCAUGCUGUGGCAUGUCACAAUGAGUGUUCCCCUGUUCCCGUGGUGGUUGCUGGGGAAGGCGAAAGGCCUGGCACAUGGGGAAGGCGGAGAGUAAGAGCAGGCUCUCGUGCUGCCAAUCCUGCUGCUGGCACUGGAGCCGUGAGGGUGAGUGCCAGUGUGAAGUGCCGAGCACCAGGCAGCACAGUGAAGCACACAGCAGCAGGCGUGGUUCAUCUGCUCUCACUGCCCUCCCCUUCCGCCCUCACUGCUUCCUCCGGAAGGGCAGGUAUGGCAGCAGCAGCAGCAGCAACAGCAGCAGCAGCAGCGGCUGUAGCCAGGGCAGGGGGGUCCGGGUCGACAGCAGCAGGACCUUCGUUUAAUACUGCUACUCCUCAUGCUCCUCGUACUGCUGUUCUGCCGCGCACCUGUGCUGCUGCGGUUGCUUCUGCUGCUGCUUCUUCCGCUGCUGCUGCUGUUGGAAGAGUGUCUCCCCUUUAUGCGCGCCGCCCUCCCAUGCUGGUGAUCCCACACUCCAACUCAGAGUGUUGCCAGGAGGAUGCAGCGCAGGGGGGUCAAGGGGUGAACACAUGGGGGCAGCAAGGGGGCAGCGGGGAAGCAGCAGGCUUGCAGGGAGUGGGAACAGGAGGUGGGACAGGAAGCGGAAUGGGAGGAGCUGUUGGGUUCCCAGGUGGGGUUGUGCGCAGGUCGCUCAAUCACCACUACAUGGAUGGUUCCCCGCCAGUGCUUCUUCCUCACAACCCAGGAGAGGUCCUUCCGUGUCCUUCCAUCUCCCCCUCCCCUUCAUGCUCCCCCGGUUCCCUGUCGCUCCCCUUCCCACGGCCUCUUACUGCUUCCCCUGCCGGCCCCUCCGCGUCUGCUGCUGCUGGCGCUACCCCAAUGUCAACUUACAUGGCAGCUGGAACAGCAGGGGGGAGAGCUGCUGUGCAGAGUGUGAGCGGAGCCAGGGGAGGGAUGCCUUUCCAGCUUGCCAGUCUUUAG
Molecule: messenger RNA, 5685 nt
Organism: Closterium sp. Naga37s-1
Lineage: Eukaryota; Viridiplantae; Streptophyta; Zygnematophyceae; Desmidiales; Closteriaceae
Source: the annotation of a GenBank genome assembly